This is a messenger RNA of Pseudophryne corroboree (corroboree frog), 2889 nucleotides long. RefSeq names its product GC-rich sequence DNA-binding factor 2 (gene GCFC2). Gene Ontology annotation, molecular function: DNA binding. Bases 72 to 2540 code for a protein of 822 amino acids. NCBI's taxonomy places the organism in Eukaryota, Metazoa, Chordata, Amphibia, Anura, Myobatrachidae. The record is from RefSeq and is a predicted model, not a curated record. Gene Ontology annotation, cellular component: nucleus. Gene Ontology annotation, biological process: mRNA splicing, via spliceosome. The transcript is spliced from 18 exons.
UGCUGGAACGCACGGUGUCGCGUUAGUGUGACGUACGAAGAAGCGCCUGUCAGCGCUACUGUUCCUGGAGGAUGUUUAGGAAACCGAACCGCAAUCUGCGUGUGCGAAGAGCAGCAGCGGCCAGCGAUGAGGAAGCGGGAGAGGAGGAAGAGGAGGAGGUGCACAACCUGGCAAAGGUCUCACGGAGGGCCGUAGGACGCGGUCUGACCUGCGGGAGUAAGAGGUGGAAGGAAGCGGCAGAGACCUCGUCCAGUGAGGGGGAGCAGCCGGAGGAUAAUGCUUCGGAUGACGGCAUUACUGCGGAGCCCGACCGGCUAUACCUGGCUGUAGCCCCAGCCAACAAGCUCAGCUUCACCGUGGAGAGGGAAGGUGAAGAGGUGUCCUUUAAGAUCAGGAAGCCAGCUGUAAAUGCUGUGGUAUUUAAAGUGCAGAGGAAGGCAGAAGAUAUUGACCAUGCAAGCAAGCCACGGGACAUCGGUUUGGGAGAUGACAGCGGUUCAGCGUCGGAGCACAGUGAGAAUGAAGACAUUGAUCGGUUAAAGAAUGACGAUUCUCCCUUCACUGAGGGCAGCAGUCCACCUACUUCUCCCCAGAUGUUGUUGGCAGCUCAGUUGGAACAAGAACCAUGCGCAGAUGAAAUCCCAGAUUCCAAGCAGAUCCGAGCAGCUCGCAAGCAACGGAAACUGGCCCGAGCCCAAGGAAAUUACAUAUCAAUCAAUACAGCUCACGAGGGAUCAGAUUCUUCUCAGUCAGAAAGUGAUGAUGAGCUGGACGAUCACGAGAGAAGAAUCAGAUUUGCCCCAGGGAUGAAAACCCUUAAAGAGCGGAUGACUGAGGAGAUGUCGCCUUCCAGAGACUCUGACAGCGAGGGCCGGGAAGGUGAUGACUUGCAGGACAGGUGGGAGGAGCAGCAAAUAAGGAAAGGAGUCAAACGCCCACAGACUAUGAAUGAGGCUCUCUUACACGGCCAGAGUCCGCCAAGUGUGAAGAAGCAUGUCCAGCCACAGUUUUCUGUGCUACUAGUGACUGUUGAAGAUAUCAAACAGAAACUGAACACAAGAAUUGCCUCCAUUCAGGAGGUCCAUCGAUCGCACGUGGCAGAAAGUGAAAAAUACAGUCGUGACCUUGAGGAUUCGAAGAAUUCCCUUCAGAUGCUGGAGAAGUCAUCUAGUGAUCAGUGCUACAAAUUUUUGAAGGAGAUGAAAAUAUACGUGGAAAACUUUGUCGAUUGCCUCAAUGAGAAGAUAGUACAAAUUAAAGAACUGGAGUCGGAAAUGUUCCAGAUCUUGGUGGAUCGCACAAGAACUCUGGUACAGCGCAGGCAGGACGACCUCCGGGUAGAGUCUGCUGCAAUUCAGAAGCUUUCUGGAAGUAUAACAGUGAGUGACACAGAGACAGCAGAUGAGGUCGCACAGCGGCAACUGCAGGAUAUUGAACUACGGAGGAGGAGAAGGAGACAGGAACGGGAGGAUUCUGGCCAGAAAGACCACCAUGAAGGAAUGUCUAGUGAUGAUGAGCAGGCCGACGACCAACAGACUGAUUUCCGGAUAAGCCGAGAAGACAUCCUGCACCAAUGUAAAGCCAUCUUUGAAGACGUGCAUGAAGACUUCUUUCAGCUGAAAAACAUUCUGUCCAAGUUCCAUGCGUGGAGGAAACAGUACCCCGAGUCUUAUUAUGACGCGUAUAUCAACUUAUGUCUCCACAAGCUGCUCAGCCCGCUGGUCCAGAUGCAGCUGAUAGGCUGGAACCCCCUGGAGGACAACAUUGAGCUAGACCAGAUGCCAUGGUACUGUCACCUGGAAGAGUUCUGCUUCCCCAGGGAUGUGCAUGAGGACAGCGCAGAGGCCAAUCCUGAUCAUAAAGUGCUGGCAGCUGUCAUUGAGAAGACUGUAAUCCCUUUAGUUUCAGGCUAUGUGGAGCACGUGUGGGAUCCAAUGUCCUCUGGUCAAACCGACGGACUGGUGCAAUUCUGCAAGACUCAUGUACUGGAGAAUGACUCCAGCAAGGCGGUGCAGGGUCUUGUCAGCUGUCUGGUUUCAAGGUUAAAGAAAGCUAUAGAAGAUGAUGUAUAUAUCCCUAUCUACCCCAAAAGAUUAUUAGAAGACAGAGCUUCUCCCCAGUGUCAGUUCCAGGACAGACGGUUUUGGUCGGCUGUAAAGUUGUUGCGCAAUGUCCUGUGUUGGGACGGGUUUCUGGAGGAAGAAACGUUACAAGAGCUAGGCCUGGACAAACUGCUGAACCGUUACCUUCUGCUGAUACUUCUCAAUGCAGAGCCAGACUCUAGGAUGGUGGAGAAAUGCUACAAGAUAAUAGAGUGUUUGCCCCAGAGCUGGUUCAAGGGCCUUGGCAAUGGGUCAUCUCUUGCACGGAUCGCAAAUUUCAGCAAACACUUGGUACAGUCCAUCCAUGCACUGCACAAACUGGAUGACAGGAACAACAUGGAGGUUCUUGCGUCACUGCUUAUGAAGAUCAAAGCUCAGAACUACGCAGAGGAAGUUAUCGCUCAAUACAAUAUGGAAGGACAAAGAGCAGCCGAAUGACCAGAACGAUUCUCCGCUGUUCAGAACCAGCAGUAUCUAUACUCUUCUUCCAGCAGACAAUCCCUCAUGUGUCAGACAGAGCAGACGCACUGGGUCAUAUGAACUGUUUUUAAUGUCUGCUCCCAGAGACUCCUUAAUGUGUUGUUUACAAGACGUUUCCUUCCUGGCUUAGUCACAAAGGCGCAUUUCCUCCCCAUCCUGCGAGCUGUGACCUUUUCUAUUGAGUCACUAAUACUUUGGGCAAAACUAUAAAAAGAGCUUUUGCAACAAACUGGACCUACAAAGUAUUUUGGUGCACUUGACAUUUUUACUCUCCACUUUGUAACUAAUAAAAAACAAAACAAAAACA